This is a messenger RNA of Physella acuta, 1002 nucleotides long. Its product is annotated as cyclin-dependent kinase 2-interacting protein. The record is from RefSeq and is a predicted model, not a curated record. Lineage: Eukaryota; Metazoa; Mollusca; Gastropoda; Physidae.
UUUAGAUCUGAAACAUUGUGGGUGGGGCCUACAAUUUUUCCCAAGCUAAGCGACAGCCUAGAAAAUACAUGUCACAUAACCGUGUAAAUUAAAUUGAAAAUCUCCCAAAUCUAAAACUUCACUACGAAAAAUGCAAUAAAACACAGUAGAAACUCUUGAUCUCAGAUCCAGUGUCAUAGCGAGGUCGGGUGUCACCCGGUGCGGCACUUAAUGUACAUAUACCAAAUGGCGUAGUCUUUGUUUACUUUUUUACAAACAUUUGUUUAGUUAAGAAAAUAAUUCAUCUGGACAAAUCUAACCACCUUACAUAUAACUAGCAGAAAAACAUUCAAAUAACAAUGAGCUCAGAAUCAAAUGACCAGAACAAGCUUUCUUCUGUGGCAUCACCUGUUCCGCAAGUAAAGCAUCAUGCUGCAGGCAACCUUACAGGUGAACUGCGCAAGGUGAAAGAUUUGGCUGCAGACUAUCACAACUUAACUAUGAAGUGGAACAAUCUCAACUCUCAGGGCAUGGACAUCAUCACUAAAAUAGCAAAUAUUAAAAUUGACAAAGUUUUUAAUGUUGAAAAAGACCCUGACAGUGAAACACACACCGACCUACCUCUAGAACUAAAUCCACUUUGUGAUGCUUUGUCUGACAUUGUUGAUGCCAUGAGUCGAGUGGAAUCCAAACUUGAACACAAGGCUAAGAUAGCAGAGGGCUUGCUGUCCCUACAGAAAUACCAGAGAUCUGCUUCCUCCAGUCCUGUCCUGUUCUCUACUAUGACCCUAGAGGACGUAGUGAACACUGUGAAGGAAAUCCACCAAUACUUUGGCCAGGAGUUGAAGUUGAAGAGAGAACUAUGCAGGCAGUUGGCCCAUGCUGGUUCCAGGGAUGUCAUGAUGUUCUACAGCACCUGCUGGCUGCAUCAACCUUACCUGCAGGCAGGUUGGGAGGAUCAGCUGCAGGCCCUGCUCUCAGAGACUGGACAUGUCUAGUGAGGUAUCUUAGACCUAAUGGUCA